Molecule: messenger RNA, 771 nt
Organism: Penicillium antarcticum
Lineage: Eukaryota; Fungi; Ascomycota; Eurotiomycetes; Eurotiales; Aspergillaceae
Product: SGNH/GDSL hydrolase family protein
Exons: 5
Coding region: 1-771 (256 amino acids)
Source: RefSeq, a predicted model, not a curated record
AUGGGUUCACAAACUCAAGACGACAUGUUCAAGCCAUAUGACCAGUUCAUUCUCUUCGGAGACUCCAUCACGCAGAUGGCUUGCAACCAAGAACUAGGCUUCGCUUUCCAUGCCGCACUCCAAGAAUCCUACAGCCGAAGACUAGAUGUGGUAAACCGAGGUCUUGCCGGAUAUACCACAGCACAUGCCAUCAAAGUCUUUGACAAAUUCUUCCCUAGCCCAGAAACAGCCACCGUGCGCUUCAUGACAAUCUUCUUCGGCGCAAAUGAUGCAUGUGUCCCAGGCCACAGCCAGCAUGUGCCUGUGGAGAUAUACAAGCAGAACCUGAAAACCAUCAUCCAGCAUCCAGCCACGCGCGCACAGAAUCCGCGUAUCAUCUUGAUGAGCCCCCCGCCCAUCAAUGAGUAUCAGCUGGAGAGCUUUGAUGCUGCAAAGGAGUCUCCGCACCCAAGCAGGACAGCCAGUGGGGCUAGACAGUAUGCUGAUGCUGCACGGGAAGUUGGUGCUGAGCUCAAUGUCCCUGUGGCGGAUCUUUGGUCUGCUUUUAUGAAAGCUGCGGGAUGGAAAGAGGGACAGGCUUUGGUUGGCUCUCGUGAUGCUCCGAAUUCUGAGACACUCUCGGGUCUUCUGACUGAUGGAUUACAUUUGGCUCCUGCUGGUUAUCGCAUUGUUUAUGAUGAAGUCAUGAAGGUUAUUGAGACUAAUUGGCCUGAUCAGAUGCCGGAUAACCUUCCGAUGGUGUUCCCUUCAUGGGUUGAUGCCCCGAAAUGA